GCAGAUAGACUUUCAAGAGCAGUAGGAAGGCAUAAAAAUCUCGCUUAGACCAAGUCGUCACCCAUGUGAUAUUUGGAGUAUGUGGCUGGAAGUCUUUGUGAUGCGUAACGUCUGAAUGACUUCUCUGAAUUAGAUUUCUAAGUUGUUAAAUCGUCUUCUUAUCGCCAUUUUCAUCCUCUAAGAAAUUCCUAGUACAUCACCUCCCUUCUUGGCCAUGGCCACCCUUCUUCCUCUGCCUGUCAUCUUCCUCUCUCUAAUCACCUCUUGUAAUGGUAGCAGGAGCAUUAGAAGUCCAAACAAAAGCUUCAUCAAAACCACCAUGUUUUACACACCUGCAGAGAAAUCAAGUGUUCCUUCAUCGGAUCAGAAAUUUCAUAUCAAUCCUAUAGGAGUUGCAGUUGGUUUUCUAACACCUAUCCUUUUGUUUCUAUGCUGGUUGGCUGUAAGAUAUUGGAGGAGGAACAAAAGCUGUAACAAAGUUGGUGAUGACUCUCGGCCGACAUUAUUCACCCCAAUGAUCAGGUCCAUUGAUCUCUCCUUCUUGGAAAAGCUGGAACAAGGUGGCCUCCAGUUGGAGAUCGUUGGUCGUGGGGGGUGCGGCGAGGUCUACAAAGCUGAGUUACGCAAUGGAGUGAGAAGAAUGAAGAUUGCAAUCAAGAGGAUAAUGCAACCAGCAAUUGAUGCAGGAGAGCUCUGUGAAGGGGAAACCAAAUUCCUGAACCUUCAGAUGCAGCAAAUCAGAUCAGAAAUCCAAACAGUUGGUCAACUGGGACACCCAAAUAUUCUGCCUCUCUUAGCUCAUGUGUCACGGCCAAACUGCCACUACCUUGUCUACGAGUUCAUGAAAAAUGGAAGCUUGCAUGAUGCCCUCAAGGGUGCUUCCGAUGGAUCGAAAAACCUGGAAUGGCCGAUCCGAUAUAAAAUCGCACUUGGUGUUGCUGCCGGCCUUGAGUAUCUUCAUAUAGCACGUAGGCCACGCAUAUUUCAUAGAGAUUUGAAACCUGCAAACAUAUUGCUUGACGAUGAUCUAAAUGCCCGGAUCUCCGACUUCGGGCUUGCGAAAUUGGUGCCAGACUCGAUCAGGAGUGCAAGGAGAUCGAAGGUGGCAGGAACGAUAGGUUACAUCGCACCUGAAUAUUAUCAGACGCUGAUGUUUACCGAUAAAUGUGAUGUAUACAGCUUUGGGGUGGUUCUUGCAGUACUGGUCAGUGGCAAGUUUCCAACUGAUGAAUUCUUUCAGGGAACAGAUGAGUUGUGCAUUGUGAAAUGGGUUCGGAAUGCGAUCAGGUCAGAUGACCCGAGGGUGGCCAUAGACCGGAAGCUGUUGGGGAAUGGGUUCGAGGAGCAGAUGCUGCUGGUUUUGAAAAUUGCUUGCUUUUGUACUUAUGAUGAUCCAAUGGAAAGGCCAAAUAGCAGGGAUAUCCAUUGUAUGCUAUCUCAAAUUAAGCAUUAAAGGUGCUUCACAUAAAUUCUGCUGUAUAAAUUAUCAUCUUUAUCUUAAUUUGGCAUGUUGUUGAGAACCAAAGGAUCCUUUUUUUCAAGUGAUUGUUUUAAUACAGUUUUUCUAUAAAGUUAGAGGAACAAUUAUGGUGG
This is a messenger RNA of Phoenix dactylifera (date palm), 1593 nucleotides long. NCBI's taxonomy places the organism in Eukaryota, Viridiplantae, Streptophyta, Magnoliopsida, Arecales, Arecaceae. The record is from RefSeq and is a predicted model, not a curated record.